Lytechinus pictus (painted urchin) is the source of this 3402-nucleotide messenger RNA. RefSeq names its product synaptotagmin-2-like. The coding region runs from base 420 to 1643 and encodes 407 amino acids. Gene Ontology annotation, molecular function: phosphatidylserine binding; clathrin binding; calcium ion binding. The record is from RefSeq and is a predicted model, not a curated record. Gene Ontology annotation, biological process: regulation of calcium ion-dependent exocytosis; calcium ion-regulated exocytosis of neurotransmitter; vesicle fusion. The transcript is spliced from 8 exons. Lineage: Eukaryota; Metazoa; Echinodermata; Echinoidea; Temnopleuroida; Toxopneustidae. Gene Ontology annotation, cellular component: axon; exocytic vesicle; plasma membrane.
UUACAUAGUAUAAUGCCAGCUGUGCAACAAAAUUUUACCAUCAUAGUACGUACAGUAGCAAUAGAUUAUUAUUUUAUUCUGAUUCUAAGGUGUGGAUCCCGGCUUGGAGAGGCCUACUCGUUUCGGAAUAAUACUGCUGGAUGUUGCGCCUUUCCAAGUGGAACAAGGGGCGGAAUAGCAACAGGAUUAUCAGUUGUUUUUAACAUGAAUUCAGCAGCACUCGUUCUGAGCUUGCAGUAUAGGCCAAACUGACGAACACAACUAGAUUACAGUCUGCGAAUGGGAUAUGGACGGACAAGACGGAGGUCGACAUGAAUACAAAAUGAAGAAAUGGUGGAGAAACUGCAGAAUGCUGUAAACAACUUUUCUUAUUAUCAUCGCAACCAGAAUUCUAUUGACUGAGAGUUGAUACCGGAGAGAUGGCACACAUGCAAAACGAUCCGUCCUACCAAUCGCGUAUUGAUGCCGCUAUCUUCUGGAUAAUCCGCGUUGGGAUACCAGUCGUAGCUUUUAUUUGUAUCGUCAUCAUUGCUUUCCUUAUUUGCUUGUGUUGGCGGAAGAGGAAAACCGAAAAGAAAUCACGUGAUGAAUAUGCUCUAGAAAGAUUCCCGCCAUCGAGGUCCAACAGUGGCGUUGAAAAAAUAUCUCUUGCAUCCACUUCGUGUUCCAAUACUUCAGAGGGUUAUGGAUCGCUACAGAGUCGCUCGUUGCUGCUCGGACGCAACGCCUCCUCCGUCCACGAAAUCACCCCGGUCGAGAACAUCCACCAUCUCGACAUCGAUGACGUCGAGACAUCUCCCGGCGACAUCGGUCAGGUCCUCCUCUCGUUAUCAUACAGCCAGUCGAACAGGUUGACGAUUACGUUGCUCGAAGUCACGAACUUGUUGCCGAGGCCGUUUUCAGAAAGCAUCGAUCCUUAUGUUCGAAUACGAGUUAGAUCAAGCAAUAAAGAUCAUUUUCACGAUUUUUACUUCCAAAGCGCGGUCAAGAGGAAAACGCAGAACCCAACCUAUGAAGAAACCUUUGUUGUGAAUCUAUCCCCCGAAGAACUAACGCACUACAUCAUCAGGCUCGAGGUGGUCAAUUUUCAUAAAUUCUCGCGAAAGGACGUGAUUGGCGAGAUUUGUAUUCCUCUUUAUGACGUCACGACAACGAAUGAGAUAACGCAAGCUUACGAUCUGAAAGAGCCGAUGAAGAAAAUGUGCGGUGAGAUGCUGCUUUCUCUGAGCUACCUGCCAACAUCCAGCCGCCUGCUUCUUGGUGUUUUACGAGCGAGGAAUCUUACGUGCCAAGAUGACUCGAGAAAUAUAGACUCUUGUGUUCGGGCUAGACUCAUCAUGGGCGGCAGAAAAUGCAGAAGAAGAAAGACCCGCGUCGUAACGUCCGAUGUUGACCCCGUAUUCAACGACAAAUUCUUUUUCGAAGUCCCAGCGGAGAAACUCGAACGCGUCCAAAUUUUAGUCGCGGUGACGAACGAGCGAGACAGCGGACAGGACUCGGAUACGGAUACCGGUUACAGCGAAGCCGAAGUCGGUCAAGUGAUUCUCGGUUAUCGGAGCACACCGCGUGCGCAUGCGCACUGGUUAAAAAUGAUGACAAACCCGAGGGAGAAAUACGCUCAGUGGUAUGACUUGACAGUCUAAACUGCCCCCCCCCCACUAACACUACCAAGAAAAAUAAAUGAUUAUUUGCCAAAACAAAUCACCAUCGUUAUAAGUCAUUAUCGUAGUAGUGGUAGUAGUAGUGGUGGUGGUAGUAGUAGUGGUGGUAGUAGUAGUAGUAGUAGUAGAAAGAGUUGUAGGAGUAGUUAGUAGUAGUAAAAGUAGUCAAACUAGUAGUAGUAGUAGCAGCAGCAGUAGUAGUAGUAGUAGUAGUAGUAGUAGUAGUAGUAGUAGUAGUAGUAGUAGUAGUAGAAGUAGUAGUAGAAGUAGUAGCAGUAGUAGUAGUAGUAGUAGUUUAGUAGUAGUAGUAGUAGUAGUAGUAGUAGUAGUAGUAGUAGUAGUAGUAGUAGUAGUAGUAGUAGUAGUAGUAGCAGUAGUAGUAGUAUAGUGGUGGUGGUAUGAUGUAUGUAUCAUGGAAUAUGUCUAGCCACCAUAAUGAUCUUACAUUAGGCCUAUACAGGGACUAUGAAUACGAAAUUCCCUUUUCAUUUUUUUUUAUAUACAUCUUCGGUCGUUAAUGGUUGAAGGCUGUAUGAUAACAAAAAAAGUUUAACUUGUUAAUAUACUCCAUAUCUAUCGCACUGUAGUUGAUAUUUUCGACAGUCCUGAUAUUCACAACAUGCUUCUUUUCUUAAUACUUUUUAAUCUACACAAGUCAUUUCCCUUGUCUAAGACAUGAAUCUCCACCGGAAAAAACACAAACAUCUUGCCUUCCAUAACCUUAAUUGUAAGUUACAAUAAUAUUCGAUAAGAAGUAUUGGAAAAUCGAGGCGAAGGGUGCUAUUUAUAAUUUCAAUAUUACACUUAUAGUUGAUGUUGUUGUAUUUUAGAAUUUUGUAUUACACAUUGGGGAAAGUGCAUUAUAUCCACAUGAUUCUGCAAUCAUGAUAAUCUGAUUUUACGUUAACCUUAGAGCAAUAACUAUUUUCUGUAUUUUACGAUUGAUCUUAUUGAUAUAGUAUAACGUUUUUUACUAAUGCAAUAUAUCGUACAUGAAAUUUGAAAUAAAAAUGUGUGAAAUUUAUUCAGUAUGUGUCAAAAAGCCGUCACACUUGUGCUGGGCUCUUUAUUUCUGCACUCGUAUGUGAAAGAGAAACAACAAACGUCAUAGUCGUUGGGUAAGGAAAAAGGCGAUCCUCUCCCAAAUACCCCCUCCCUCACUCACAUCGUAGGUCCCAUGCACACACACACCCCACACACACACAUACACACUCGGGCAUUCCAGUACCCGAUAUCCUAUCACCCCGCGUGUCAGGCUAUAAGGUGUGAGGCGGUGAGACGGCAGGAGCACCAUGUCCGAGGCAAACAACUGAUAAUCCCACCCCCCCCCCCCUGCACAUGCACACUCGCACACCUGCACUUGCACUUUCACUUUUAUCAACGUUAUUAAUCUUCUCUCAAUCAAAUUUCUCUUCCCUAUCCACUUUUGAUAUAUUCCUAUUAUUUUGUGCAAUAAAAGAUAGUCUCUUUUAUUGCACUAUACAGUCUGGUUUUCUAUCCCCUUUCCUUUCGAGGCCUCCAUCACUUUCAAGCUCCAAGCUUAAGAUGGAGGUCUCCCACAUUUCUAUAUAUAUAUAUGUUCAGUAAUUAAAGAAAAUUUAUAUAUAGAUAUAAUUUCACAGUACAGUUGAUAUUUUAUAAUGAUUUAUGUGCAUUAUUCAUUAUGUUUAAAAAAACAUUUGCCUAUUAUGUAAUAUUGAAAAAAAUAUUAUACUUGUAUAUUCUUUGUUUUUGUUUUGAA